This is a messenger RNA of Radiomyces spectabilis, 975 nucleotides long. RefSeq lists its product as uncharacterized. The coding region runs from base 17 to 799 and encodes 260 amino acids. The transcript has a single exon. The record is from RefSeq and is a predicted model, not a curated record. NCBI's taxonomy places the organism in Eukaryota, Fungi, Mucoromycota, Mucoromycetes, Mucorales, Radiomycetaceae. Gene Ontology annotation, biological process: carbohydrate metabolic process. Gene Ontology annotation, molecular function: hydrolase activity, acting on carbon-nitrogen (but not peptide) bonds.
AUUCAAAUCAUCCUUCAUGCUAACCUUCUUCUUUUUUCUUAUUAUAGUCAUGCAUUCCAUUAGCUACUUUACUCUUCUCGCUGUCACGCUUGGUUUCGUCUCGCUUCCUGGAGCGUCCGCCGCUUCGGCCAAGGUGUACGAUAAAUGUGUUACUCCUGGUACCUUUGCCUUGACCUUUGACGAUGGUCCUUACAAGUACUCUUGGUCACUGGCUGAAAAAUUGGAAGCCGAAGGCAUAGCCGCAACUUGGUUCGUCAAUGGCAAAAAUUGGGUCAACGUAGCUACCGACAAAGUCGAAGUCAACGGCGAAAUGAAGACCUACAAGCAAGUGCUGCAAAAGGUCCACGAUUCUGGCCAUCAAAUUGCUAGCCACACCUACAGCCACAAGGAACUCGCCGGUCAAUCGAACCAGGUGAUUCGCCGGGAAAUGCAGAAAAAUGAAGACGUUAUCCGCUCGGCAAUUGGCAAGCGACCCACCUUCAUGCGUCCUCCCGCUGGCAGCCUCGACAAGAACGUUCUCAAAGUCUUGGGUAGCCUCGGCUACCACGUCGUUCUUUGGGAUAUUGACUCCAACGAUUGGCGUACGCACAACUUCGAGUCAGAGCAAAAGGAAUACAAGUCUGUGCUGGAUAAUGAAUCGGAAAAAGGAGGUCAUAUCGCUUUGAACCAUGAAGUCUACGACCAAACCAUUGAUGAACUGGUCCCCUGGGUCAUUGAUUACGUGAAAAGCAAAAACUAUCGAUUUGUCACCGUGGCUGAAUGUUUGGGUUUCCCCAAGGAAAGCGCCUAUAGAAACUAAUUUUUGUUUUUUUUCCCCUCAACUAUCAUUGUACCGGCAAGACGCCAUUUUCCCCUCAUCGUCUUGUUUCCUACCUUUUCUUUUUUUUAGCCGUUCUCCUUAGUUUUUUAGAAAUCGCAUCUAUUCAGACAAUUAAACAUAGUAUUUAUUUCAGUGACAAUAAUGAAAAGGAUGAA